Cavia porcellus (domestic guinea pig) is the source of this 894-nucleotide messenger RNA. It is a transcript of the gene Cavporv1r641, whose product is annotated as vomeronasal 1 receptor cavPorV1R641. Gene Ontology annotation, biological process: G protein-coupled receptor signaling pathway. Gene Ontology annotation, molecular function: pheromone receptor activity. The record is from RefSeq and is marked provisional. Lineage: Eukaryota; Metazoa; Chordata; Mammalia; Rodentia; Caviidae. Gene Ontology annotation, cellular component: membrane.
AUGAAUCCUGGUGAUUUCAUCUUGAGGCUACUUUUCCUGGUUCAGACUGGGAUUGGAGUGGUGGGAAAUUCCUUUCUUCUCUCAGUCUAUGCCCCUACAUCCUGUACGGGCCAUGUACCAAGGCCCACACACCUGAUUCUCACCCACAUGGCUGUGGCCAACUUCUUGGUUCUGCUUUUCAAGGGGAUUCCACACAUGAUGCUAAUCUGGGGAAUAACACCCACUCUGGGAAACGCAGGAUGCAAACUUGUCUAUUAUAUCCACAGAGUGGCCCGGGGCCUUUCUCUCUGCACCACUUGCCUCCUGAGCAACUUUCAGGCCAUCACCAUCAGCUCCAGACCAGGAGGGAUGAUAGGCCUUAACCACCAAGCUUGGAAGAGCAUUAGUUUCUCCUGUGUUCUGUGCUGGAUCUUCAACUUGUUGAUGAAUAUCUUUAUUCCUAUAAAUAUGGAGGGCCUUCAACAUGGCCACAACUCUACCAAGCUACUUGACUAUGGUCUAUGUUCUUCCAGAGAUUCUGAAACAAGUACUCUAAGAUACACAUUUCUAAUGACACUGGCAGAUGUUGUGUUCCUGGCACUCAUGGCUGGGGCCAGUGCCUACAUGGUGCUUCUCCUACAUACACAUCAGCAGACAGUGAAGCACAUUUACAGCACCAACAAAUCCCAUAGAUUCUCCCCUGAGGCAAAAGCCACUCAAACUAUCCUGAUUCUAGCAAGCACCUUCAUUGUGUUUUAUUUAACCAAUUCUUUUCUUACCAUUUAUAGUACUCUCAUUUUAAAAUCUCGCCUCUGGCUGCAGCAUACAAAUGCAUUUCUGGCAGCCUGUUAUUCCACCAUCAGCCCCUUGAUACUGAUGCUGCGAGAUCCUCAAACAUCAAACUGCUGCUCUUAA